Linum trigynum is the source of this 1557-nucleotide messenger RNA. Lineage: Eukaryota; Viridiplantae; Streptophyta; Magnoliopsida; Malpighiales; Linaceae. The record is from the annotation of a GenBank genome assembly.
AUGAAGAGAAAGAGAAGGAGAAAGGUUCUUAGAGGAUCUGCUUCUGGUUCCCAACAAAUUAUAAAGCUUUUGAAGAGACAGAGAAAGGGGUCUUCUGAUAAAUUGCAUAGCUAUAAUCACGAAGACCGAAUUAGUCAGCUUCCGAAGGACAUCCAGUUGUUUAUAUUAUCGUUCCUGACAAUUAAGGAGGUGGCCAUGACUUGUUUCCUUUCCACUCAAUGGAGGGACUUGGGGGCUUCCAUUCCUCGUCUAGACUUCAACGCCUCAUUCUUCCCGAUUAACGAAGGCAUUACCCACCUGCCUCCGUACGCGAGGGAAGAUUACGUUAGACGUGUUAGUAAGGUGAUUCAAUCAUACAAAGGGCAGAUUUUGGAGGAGUUGAGACUUGAGUUUUGCCUGACUGAGAAGCAUAAAAGUUUUAUUGAUUGGUGUAUCGAGUUUGCUUUAUCUAAGAAAGUCAGGAAGCUGGAUUUGGACUUGAAUCUACCAUUUGGAGCUUGUAACGAGAUCUAUGAGAAGCAUCUCAUCUACAUGUCAAUAAAUAAUGUAAUUCUCAAGGAUGUCGAUCAGCAAAAGAAGUAUGUUUUUCGAGUAGGAGCUGCGAGCCAAGCUGCUACUCAUGAUAUAUCAUCACCCGUUUGCAGGUUUGAGUCGCUCACAUCUCUAUGUUUGAGGUCCGUCAGAAUGACUGGGGAUGUUCUGGAGGGUCUUCUGUCAACUUGUCCUAUUCUUGAAACGUUGACUCUGCAUCAUGUCUAUGACUUGGGCUGUUUGAAAAUUGCUGGUCAUUCUUUGAGGUUGAAGCACUUGGAGAUAAUGGGAUGUGGUGAAUUGGAGAAAAUCGAGUUAUAUGAUGUUGUAACAAUCGUUUCUUUUGUGUUGUAUGAUGAAAGAGUUCGUGUUCAUGUGCUGCCAGGCUGGUCUGAUAAGAAAUUUUUCCUGAGGAACCUUCCAGGCUUAGUGGAUGUAUCUUUUUCAAUAAUUUCAAAACUGGUGGAUCAGUUUCGUAUGCUCUCCUCCCUUGUUUCCCAGCUGAAGCAUCUGAAGGUGGCUGUUUACCCGGGACCUCUGGUAGAUCUAGACUAUCCAAUUGUCCACAAACUUAUUGGUCUGCUAGAAUUGCAAGUGCUCUGGGUAUCACCGCCGGAUCAGGAUCUCCUUAAGUUGGUGCCCCUCAUGGGAGCAGCACCUUAUUUGGAAAAUAUUACAAUACGGAUGAUUGGCAGAUUAUCAGUAGAAGAAUGGGAAAGUAGGGAGCUUAAGGAGGCCGAGAGACGUACUAAUGGCCUUGAACACCUCAAGGUGCUGGAAUUGGCUGGGUAUCGCCGAUAUCCAAAUGAGGACGACUUCAUCUCUUACAUCAUUACAAAUGCCACAGCACUUGAGACCAUUAUAAUAGACCCGAAUUAUCAAUCUAAGCCUAAGUGCCCUAUUAAUUCUUACAAAAAAAAAUCGCAGUUGGAUGAGAUUCAUAAGGUCGAAGGCUACGUGAGGCAACAUGCUAAGGAGUGGCUUCAAGGGAUCAUACCUCCUAGCAUUCAGUUGGUCAUCCGUUAG